AUAGCUAAAGUGGUAAUAGGAUAUCGUGGCAGGCAUUUUUCAGCAGGGCUAAGUUCAUCGCGUGAAACGUUUUAAUGGAAUAAGAGUGAGAUCAUAGAAGAGCUUCCGGUACGAUUCGGUUGUUUUUGAAUCGCGAGGGACCAAUCAUAAAUCGUGAUGUGAUUAUCUUCACAUUAUCACAUUGUUUGUUCGUGUGUCUUGAUUUGAGACGACCGCUGGCAUGGUAUGGACAGACAAUUCAACCUUGACUGACUGACACGAUCCAAGAGACGACUGCCAUGGAGGCAGGAGAGGUUCCUCCAGUUCUGAACCUAAAUCAGAACCCGGAGGUAAACAUGACCUCUUUUGCGGGCGUAGGGACGUCUUCUUUAUGUAUGGACACGACAAGUGAAGAAUUUGUUAUCGAUGUCAAGAAUGAAUCGCCAUAUUUCACCCUCGAUGAAAACUCCGCUGAUAUGGAAUACAUCUACAAAACUCCGUUGGAUGGAUCCAAUCCUCAUCUGAGUGAAACGGUUUCACACGAGGAGCUGGAAAGAAAGCUUCUUAGGCGCGAAAGAAACAAGGUAGCAGCUUCAAAAUGCAGACAGAAGCGAAAGGAACAUGUACGCAACUUGGUUCAGGCCUCGGACCAACUCGAAGCACAGAAUAGCACACUCCAAAGCCAGAUAUCCAAACUCCACGACGAGAUCAAACAGCUUGAAUUCAUGUUGGACUCACACAGCUGCUCGAGGCACAUGGCUGGUAACCAUGGAAAUAGCUGCAGCGACAAAUCACAAGUCCCGGAUGCUUCGUAACCAAGCCUCGGGAUGAGCUACACGAAUCGCGUGGUCAAGGAAUCCCCUGAAAGCCAUGGAAAGAAACACUCGCUGCACAAGGAAAAAUUUAAUCUACUUUGGGUUUCUUCCCGCAGCAAGAAAAUAUGUUUUCGCUUCAAAAUCUGCAAGAAUGUGUGCUUGAAAAAUUAUCAARCAAAGCAAAGACAAGCUGAAUUGCCGAAUUCAUUAAAAAACGUUCUGAUUGAUAGAAUGACCAAUUGACAUUUCCAUGGAAACACAAGUACAAGAUGUCGGUUUACAGCGCUUUUUUGCAGUGCAAAGCUUUUAAUAUUAACAGGUUAAAUAAUGCUAUUAAAAUGAAACAGCAUCUAGAAACAGAGAUGCUAUAUAAUGAUAUUAAGUACGUUAAGUUGUUCAACACUGGACCCAGUUUCUUUCACUAUGACAGUGGUUUAGAAAGGAGGUCGGAACGAAGCUACCAUUUGUCCAGUGGUCAACACAUUAACAAUAUAUUGAUAUGUAAGAAGGACCUUCUCUGAUGUUAUCUGCAUGUAUUUAUAUAUACUACAUAAUAAAAUUUCUCUCAAAAAAA
Molecule: messenger RNA, 1368 nt
Organism: Actinia tenebrosa (Australian red waratah sea anemone)
Lineage: Eukaryota; Metazoa; Cnidaria; Anthozoa; Actiniaria; Actiniidae
Biological process (GO): regulation of transcription by RNA polymerase II
Cellular component (GO): nucleus
Molecular function (GO): RNA polymerase II cis-regulatory region sequence-specific DNA binding; DNA-binding transcription factor activity, RNA polymerase II-specific
Source: RefSeq, a predicted model, not a curated record